Messenger RNA from Elephantulus edwardii (Cape elephant shrew), 3384 nucleotides. RefSeq names its product twinfilin actin-binding protein 2 (gene TWF2). NCBI's taxonomy places the organism in Eukaryota, Metazoa, Chordata, Mammalia, Macroscelidea, Macroscelididae. Gene Ontology annotation, molecular function: actin monomer binding; pattern recognition receptor activity; actin filament binding. The transcript is spliced from 4 exons. Gene Ontology annotation, cellular component: cytoplasm; actin filament; myofibril. Bases 181 to 3384 code for a protein of 1067 amino acids. The record is from RefSeq and is a predicted model, not a curated record. Gene Ontology annotation, biological process: defense response to virus; barbed-end actin filament capping; positive regulation of neuron projection development.
AACUACAUCCAGCUGAAGCUGGAUUUGGAGCGGGAGACUAUUGAGCUGGUGCACACAGAACCCACGGAUGUGGCCCAGCUGCCCUCGAGGGUCCCCCGAGAUGCCGCCCGAUACCACUUCUUCCUCUACAAGCACAGCCAUGAGGGUGACCCCCUUGAGUCCGUGGUGUUCAUCUACUCCAUGCCGGGCUACAAGUGCAGCAUCAAGGAGCGCAUGCUCUAUUCCAGCUGCAAGAGCCGCCUUCUGGACUCUGUGGAGCAGGACUUCCAGCUGGAGAUCUCCAAGAAGGGCCCCUGCUCCCGGGCCCUGCACCCUCUAUCUCUUUUGGUCCAGGCCUCUGCACUGGCCAUGACGCUGGCCCUGGGCACGCUGCCUGCAUUCCUGCCCUGUGAACUGAAGCCCCAAGGCCUGGUCAACUGCAACUGGCUCUUCCUGAAGUCCGUUCCCCACUUCUCCGCUGCAGCUCCCCGUGGCAACGUCACCAGCCUCACCCUUCGCUCCAACCGCAUCCACCACCUUCACGCCUCUGACUUCGCCCAGCUGCCCAAGCUGCGGCACCUCGAUCUCAAGUGGAACUGCCCACCCAUCGGCCUCAGCCCCAUGCACUACUCCUGCCACAUGACCAUCGAGCAGGGCACCUUCCUGGCUGUGCCCACCCUGGAGGAGCUGGACCUCAGCUACAACAGCAUCACGGCUGUGCCUGCCCUGCCCGGCUCCCUCAUGUCCCUGUCCCUCAGCCACACAAGCAUCCUGGUCCUCGACUCCACCGCCUUGGCCGGCCUGCAUGCCCUGCGCUUCCUGUUCAUGGACGGCAAUUGCUAUUAUAAGAACCCCUGCAGGCAGGCGUUGAGGGUGGCCCCGGGCGCCCUCCUUGGCCUUAGCAACCUCACCCAUCUGUCACUCAAGUAUAACAACCUCACUUCUGUGCCCAGAAACCUGCCCCCAAGCCUGGAGUACCUGCUGCUGUCCUUCAACCACAUCAUCAGCUUGGGCCCCGGGGACCUGGCCAACCUGACUGCCUUACGUGUACUGGACGUGGGUGGGAACUGCCGACGCUGCGACCACGCCCGCAACCCCUGCAGGGAGUGCCCCCGUGGCUUCCCCAAGCUACACAACGACACCUUUCGCCACCUGAGCCACCUCGAAGGCCUGGUGCUGAAGGACAGCUCCCUCUACAGCCUCAAGUCGGCUUGGUUCCGUGGGCUGAGCAACCUCACAGCGCUGGACCUGAGCGAGAACUUCCUGUACGACUGCAUCACCAAAACCAAGGCCUUCCAUGGCCUGACGCGCCUGCGCAAGCUCAACCUGUCCUUUAACUACCACAAGAAGGUGUCCUUCGCGCACCUGCUCCUGGCACCCUCCUUCGGGAGCCUGACUUCCCUGCAGGAUCUGGACAUGCACGGUAUCUUCUUCCGCUCGCUCAACAAGACCACGCUGCAGCCUCUGAUCGGCCUGCCCGUCCUCAGGCGUCUGCAUCUGCAGAUGAACUUCAUCGAGCAGGCUCAGCUGGGCAUCUUUGGGGCCUUCCCCAGCCUGAAGCUCGUGGACCUGUCUGGUAACCGCAUCAGCGGGCCCUGGGAGCUGGAGGCCAGCAGCAGGGGGGCAGAUGAUGGGCAAGAGGCCUGGCUGAGGUCUGGAGACCCCUCUCCAGGCCCACUGGAGCCCCUCCGCUCUGAGGGCUUCAUGCCUCGCUGCAGCAACUUCAACUUCACCUUGGACCUGUCGAGGAACAACCUGGGGACAGUGAAGCCUGAGAUGUUCACUCAGCUGUCGCACCUCGAGUGCCUGAGCCUGAGCCACAACAGCAUCGCGCAGACAGUCAACGGCUCGCAGUUCGUGCCCCUGACCAACCUGAGGGUGCUGGACCUGUCCUACAACAAACUGGACCUGUACUACGGGAGUUCGUUCACGGAGCUGCCGAAGCUGCAGGCCCUGGACCUCAGCUACAACAGCCAGCCCUUCAGCAUGCAGGGCAUCGGCCACAACCUCAGCUUCGUGGCCUUCCUGCCUGCCUUGCGCUACCUCAGUCUGGCGAACAACAACAUCGGCAGCCGAGUGUCCCAGAAGCUCUGCAGCAGCUCACUGUUGGCCUUGGACUUCAGCGGUAACACCCUGAGCCACAUGUGGGCGGAGGGAGAUCUCUACCUCCACUUCUUCAAAGACCUGAAGUACCUGGUGCACUUGGACCUAUCCCAGAAUCAUCUGCACACGCUCGUGUACCAAAACCUAGUCAACCUUCCCAGCAGCCUGCGGCUGCUUCGACUUCACGGCAAUCAUUUGGCCUUCUUUAACUGGAGCAACCUGGUCCUCCUGCCCAACCUGGAAGUGCUGGACCUCUCAGGAAACCAGCUGAAGGCCCUGAACAACAGCAGCCUGCCUGCUGGCACGAGGCUCCAGCGCCUGGAUGUCAGCCACAACAGCAUCAGCCUGGUGGCUCCUGGUUUCUUUGCUACAGCUACAGAGCUGCGUGAGCUCAACCUCAGCGCCAACGCCCUCACGACCGUGGAUCCCGCCUGGUUUGGGCCCUGGGCAGGUGUCCUGAGGGUACUGGACGUGAGCGCCAACCCCUUGCACUGCGCCUGUGGGGCAGUGUUCGUGGAGUUCCUGUUGGAGGUGCAGGACGCGGUCCCCGGUCUCCCGAGCCGUGUGCAGUGUGGCAGCCCCGGCCAGCUGCAGGGCCGCAGCAUCUUCUACCAGGAUCUGCGCCUCUGCUUGGACGAGGACCUGUCCUGGGACUGCUUUGGCCUGUCGCUGCUGAUGGUGGCCCUGGGGCUGGCUGUGCCCCUGCUGCACCAUCUCUGUGGCUGGGACCUCUGGUACUGCUUCCACCUGUGCCUGGCCUGGCUUCCCCGGCGGGGCCAGCAGCGGGGCGAGGACGCGGGCGCUCCACUUUAUGAUGCCUUUGUGGUCUUCGACAAGGCACAGGGCGCGGUGGCCGACUGGGUGUACAACGAGCUGCGGGCGCGGCUGGAGGAGCUCAGGGGGCGCAGAGCGCUGCGCCUGUGUCUGGAGGAGCGAGACUGGCUGCCCGGUAAGACCCUCUUCGAGAACCUGUGGACCUCGGUCUACUGCAGCCGCAAGACGCUGUUUGUGCUGGCCCACACCGACCGUGUCAGUGGCCUCCUGCGCGCCAGCUUCCUGCUGGCCCAGCAGCGCCUGCUGGAGGACCGCAAGGAUGUGGUGGUGCUGGUGAUCCUGCGCCCCGCCGCCCACCGCUCCCGCUACGUGAGGCUGCGCCAGCGCCUCUGCCGCCAGAGCGUCCUCUUCUGGCCCCACCAGCCCAGUGGCCAGGCCAACUUCUGGGCCCAACUGAGUGUGGCCUUGACCAGGGACAACAACCAGUUCUACAAUAAAAACUUCUGCCAGGGACCUACAGCUGAAUAG